UCUGUUGGUGUUACCCUCGCUGGCUAGCUAGCUAUCGCUAACUGGUUCCUGAUAGAAGCUCCCAGUUAGCAAACAUUAGGCUGCAAGAUGUAGAGCGCACUGGUUUGGCGGGAACUUGAUCACAACCUGUCAUUUCAAGACUGUAAUUUAGAUGUUCUGCAAACAUGACAACCGAGACCUUCGUCAAAGACAUCAAGCCAGGACUAAAAAACCUUAACGUAAUAUUUAUUGUCCUGGAAACAGGACGUGUAACCAAAACUAAGGAUGGCCAUGAAGUGCGAACAUGUAAGGUGGCAGAUAAGACAGGCAGCAUCAGCAUCUCCGUCUGGGAUGAGGUGGGAGGACUGAUUCAGACAGGAGACAUCAUCAGACUUACAAAAGGUUAUGCCUCUGUUUUCAAAGGCUGCCUCACACUCUACACUGGAAGAGGAGGAGAGCUGCAGAAGAUUGGAGAGUUCUGCAUGGUUUACUCAGAGGUGCCAAACUUCAGUGAACCCAAUCCAGAGUACACUGCCCAAAGCAACAAAGUGAGCUUGAAUGACAACAGUGCUACCUCUGGAGCCUCCAGUGGGAAUGAGACAACAAAUGGAAAUGGAGUAACGUCUCAGACAGCUGGCAGCUCUACCAACUCCCAGACCGGAGGCCGGGCGGGUGGAACUAACGGUAAUAAGGUGGUGAGCGCUGGAGGAGGGGGCAGCUCCAUCAGCAAUGGGAAGGAGACCCGGCGCACAGGCAAAAGAUGAUCGUUCUGCUAAAGAGACUCAUCAAAGCCACAGACUGUAAAAACAAGGCCAUCCCAACAGGUUUUAGCUUCUGUUCCCCCCCCCAUUGGAUUGGCUUGGACAAAAGCGCUGCUGAACAUGAAUGUGGAAGGUUUGACUUUGCACAUUUGGAACCAAAAUGAAAUCAGAUACCUUCUGAGCAGCUUAUAAAAUUACCCCAACCAUUGUCUACGGUUCCCUUGGUUACAGUGGAUUGACUUUGGCCCGUAGUCCAGGAUAUUCUGUCACCACUUUGCCAGUUUGAUAAAUCUGGCAGAUGACUUUGGGAAUUUGUGCUCUACAGCCUUCAGCUAUCUCUUCCACACUUUUUCCAUGGAAAGCAUUACACCAAGAGAGAAGCAUCACUAAGAGAAAAAUACUUGCUAUAGCAAGCAUGCUAAGGUAAAAGUCAUUCAAGGUUAUCUCCCUGGAAUGAGAUGUCUUUCCUUUUUAUAUUUGCCCAGAUAUGUUAUACAUGUGUUCAUCCUGUCCAUAACAUGCAUGUAACAUGUAUGAUUUGUUUUCAUGUUAUAUGAACUACCUACUGGCCAGGUAAAAGUAUAUAACGUAUAAAAGUAUAUAAGUAAAUAUAACUAUGAAUCAGAUACAGGAAUUUCCUGUAUUCUGCUGUAUAAAUCAAAAGAAGGACAUUCACUAACCCCAUAAAAAAUAACAAAACAGCAGACCAGUUUAUUUUUAUAUCCUGUUCCAAAAGAGUCUUUUGUCAUUUGUCAUUUAUUCAAACGGUAAUUAUGUCUGUAAAAUAUACCACUUUCAGCUCAAAUUUAAUGUGAUUUGUAUGUUUGUGGGAGUAUGUAUUUGCAGCAUAAUGUUACUAGAUUUCAUGUUUCAUGUUCAGACCUCUAAUGCAGCAUACUGUAAUGUUAUAUUAAACCCCUAAGACAGUA
This is a messenger RNA of Alosa alosa (allis shad), 1669 nucleotides long. It is a transcript of the gene nabp2, whose product is annotated as nucleic acid binding protein 2. NCBI's taxonomy places the organism in Eukaryota, Metazoa, Chordata, Actinopteri, Clupeiformes, Clupeidae. Gene Ontology annotation, cellular component: SOSS complex. Gene Ontology annotation, biological process: double-strand break repair via homologous recombination; response to ionizing radiation; mitotic cell cycle checkpoint signaling. Gene Ontology annotation, molecular function: DNA binding. The record is from RefSeq and is a predicted model, not a curated record. The transcript has 7 exons. Bases 165 to 743 code for a protein of 192 amino acids.